Messenger RNA from Rhineura floridana, 7290 nucleotides. It is a transcript of the gene NYAP1, whose product is annotated as neuronal tyrosine phosphorylated phosphoinositide-3-kinase adaptor 1. The transcript is spliced from 7 exons. Bases 1805 to 4201 code for a protein of 798 amino acids. The record is from RefSeq and is a predicted model, not a curated record. Gene Ontology annotation, biological process: phosphatidylinositol 3-kinase/protein kinase B signal transduction; neuron projection morphogenesis. Lineage: Eukaryota; Metazoa; Chordata; Lepidosauria; Squamata; Rhineuridae.
CGUCGCCUGCCGCCGCCGGGCCAUGGCAAGGCCAGGCUCGCCGCCAAAGGCUCACGGCAGGCGGCACCGAGGCCAAGCGCCGCGCCGCGCCGCGCCCAUCCCAGGCCCGCCCGAGAAGGUUGGCCCCUCCGCGGGCGGGAGCCGUUGGGGCCUACGGACCCUCCGCCGGGCGAGCCCGCAUGGUGACGGCCGCCGGGCUCGGGCGCGUCCCUCCGCUGCUGGGGUGGGGGCUCUGGGUCGCUCCUGUUCCGCGAUCCUGGGCGGGGCUACGCUCCGGGGGGCAUCCUGCUGGGCCGCUCGCUGCCUGGGCAAGGUUGCCCGAAGUUCGCCGCGCCCCCGGCUUCGUGCCCAGCGCUGGGGCUUGGGGGUUCCGGCCCCGCUUGCCGAUCUCUGCCGCUCCGCCUCCCUGCCCGCCUGCCCGCCCGCCCGCCUCUGGCUGUUGACAAGCCUCGGCACCAGGAAGUCCAGCCCCCUCCCAACCAGCUGACUGGCUGCACGCGCCCCCCGCCACUGUUGGGCCCCAGCCAGAGCGGGCUUAACCCCUCCCGCUCCGGCGGCCUUAACCGAUCGGCUCCUGUGUCCCUUGCGCCACUCCGGGGAUGAGGCCGCCUCUGUCGGGCUGGAAGAGAGAUUUGCCCAGCGCUGGGGGAGGGAAGGGGUUGGACCAACCUGGGGCUUCCUCCUGGUACUACAACUCCCAUCAGCCCCAGGCGUCAAACAGGCAUGCUGGCUGGGGACAAUGGGAGCUGUAGUCCCAAGCACGGGGCGGGCACCAGGUUAGGGAAGGUCCCCACACAGAGAGGCAGUUAGCAGCUGAUGUGAAACAGAAGCCUCCUUGCACCUUGGCGCGCCAAUCCAGGCGGCCCAGCUCUGCCUGGUUCUGGCUCCUGCCCUAGGCUGGCUCUGAAGGCGUGUGGGAUUGCUUAGGGAGCUGCCCUUAAAGGGCGUGCUGGACUAGAUAGGCCUCUGGGCUAUGGUUAUGGCUAUGGCCAGGGUUAUGGUGUUCGUUGACCUGCAAGCAUGUGCAGAAUGCGUUUCCCUCACCAAUGAAUCAUCAUAGCCAGCGCUCAGGCGCGUGGGCUUCCGCACAGACUUACCCUCCAGUGCUGUGCCUCGCCAAAGGGUCAGAGAAGGCUCCCGGGCCGUCCAUCCUGCAGGCAGGCCGGUUUCCCCACAGCCCCAGCCAGCCUAAGCCACAGAUUCCCAGUAAGCGCUUCACGUCUGGGCUUGCACAGGGGCUGUGGGCUGCGGCUGACCCAAACACCCUUGUCCCCCUGCCCCUGCACGAACCGGAUCCUCACACCUCCAGAGAGGGGGAAGCGGGGCAGAGACUAUCCUCCCUGCAUCCUUUGCUUUGCCGGAGUCACGGGGAGCAGGAUGGGACCCUCCAUAGAGCUUGGAUCGUCAGACGAAGGCGGGAAAGGACCACCAUAGACUGAAAAGGAAAGGAAAGGGGGGAAAGCACCCUGCUUCAAGAGGGAUGACGCAAGGGAGUCUUUAUUGUGCCCCGAGCAUGCACAGAGGGCCUUCCCCUCUGCUCUGAGUCACCAAAGUCAGGGCCUGCUCCAUGGCAUUAAGAAGAAAGGCCAACUAAGGGAGAGGCCACGAUUUCUAGGGGGGCUGCCAGUCCGCCCCACCCCGCUUCCACUUGACCUCCAGAUUGCCAGGUUGUUUCAUCCAGGACAGAGUUGGAAAAGUCGGGCGGUCCAAGGGCAGCACAACCAGAGGCUCUUCCCAAGGCCUGCUGAAGCACAGCGCCCCCCCUCCGGGUGCUCCCCUCCCACCGCCUGUCAGACAGCAGAAGAUGUAUGCAGGCCCCCAGGAAGUUUUGAUCUCCGUGUUCCUACAGUUCAUUGAGGAUCGGGGCCGCUGGGCCUACAGGGCCCUGAGCCAGACGUGCCACCCCCAGGAGCAGUUGCACAACGAAAUGAACCUGCUGUACCGCAAGAGCAAGGUGGAGUGGAAACAGAGCAAGGACGAGGAACCCAAGAAGAGUUCAGCUAAGGAGCCCAGCGUGGGGAAGGUGCGGGACGUGGCCUCCUUCCGUCGUCACUUCAGGAUGGGGUUCAUGACCAUGCCAGCCUCACAGGAACAUGCCCCGCACCCCUGUGCCAGCAGCAUGGCGCCCCGCUCCCUCUCUUGCCACUCUGUGGGCAGCAUGGACAACAGCUCAGGGGAUGGAGCUGCUGGAUCUCACAAGCCACCUGCUAAGCCCAAGCGCCACCCCAGCACCAAGCUCAGCGCUGAGGCCAGGACUGCCUUGGAACCAGCAGGGAACAAGAGAGGAAGUAAGGACGGGAUGGUGCCAUUCUGCAACAAAGGGCCAAAAUGCACAGGGGGUUCCCAAAAGUCAAGUGCAGAGAGCCGAGAAUCUGGGCGCAAGGUACCCCCACAGAAGCCAAAACGCAGCCCUAACACCCACUUAUCUGUCUCAUUUGAUGAGACUUAUUCGGGCCGACUCCCAGGCCCUGCUCCAGCUGGGCCAAUGCAGCGCUAUGGCCGCGCCUUCUCCCACAGCCAAGCAAAGGGCUCUGAUGCCGAGGAGGAUGAGCCUGUCUACAUCGAGAUGGUUGGGGACAUUUUCCGGGGACCUGCCCUCCCCUCUCAAGUGCCCCCCACAGCAGAUGAAGACUCUGACGAGAGUGAAGCCAUUUACGAGGAGAUGAAAUACCCACUCCCCGAAGAAAGUGGGGAGUCCCGCCCCAAUGGGGCCCCAGUAUCCCCCCGUCACCGCCUUGCCAAGCGGGAGGCUGCCAAGGGAGCGGUGCCAACUACCAAGACAUCCCCGUGCGAGAUCCCACCACCUUUCCCCAAUCUCUUGCAGCACCGCCCUCCCCUCCUGGCCUUCCCCCAGGGAAAGAAAGGAUACAAAUCCACUGGACAAGAUGGCUCCAAGCUGCCUGUUCUGUGCCACACCAAGGACGCACCAUCUGCCCCCAUGACGCCACAGGUCCCCAGUCACCACCACCAUCAUCCACGGAGUGGUGAGACAACCGCCUUGGGGCCCUCUGGCCGUGCCCGCAGCCACUCCACACCACUCCCUCCACAGCCCACUGGACAGAGCAAAGCAGAAAAGGAACUCCCCAAUUCCCACAGCAUGAUCUGUCCACCAGCCAAGCAGUCCCCCAUGCCGGCACCACCUGCGGCCUCCAUCCCUUCCAUGCUGCCGGUGAAAGAGAAGCCGGCCGUUUCCUACACCAUGGUUUACUCAGCAGUCAAGGUCACCACACACACCGCCCCAGCUGAACAGAAGACUGAGAAAGAGAUUUCAGUGCUGCAUGGCCUGCUGUGUGCCCGCCCGUCCACUGUGCCCUCUUGUAAACAGGUGCAGCGGGCAUGCACGCUGCCUGACCGCCCACCUCUGGGCAUGGUCUGGACGUACCCUGCACCAUGUGCAGGCAUGAAGCGCCCGCCAGCAUAUGAGAGCAUCAAGAAUGUGGGCACCAAAGCUUCAUCCGCAGUUAAGAUCCAGCUCCAGGAGCAGGCAUUCACCAGCAUCGCCUGCUCCCAUGUUUUGUCCAGUGAGGGAUGUGUCCGGCCCCCGUCAGGAGAAGAGGAGUCCUUUGGAUGGGUCCUGCAGCACAGAAGGACGGGCUAUGCUAGCCAGAAAGGCAAAGAACCAGACAAAGCCACAGAUUGCCCACAAGGAUGGGAUGGUGGCAACGGUGCACAGCCCAACACGGAAAAGGAAGAGAAGGCCCAGCCUGCCCUGUUGCAGUCAAACAUCCCAAUCCGCACCCCAGGGCUAGACGGUCUUGCUGCCAAGAUGCCCACGGGGAGGACAAACUUACCCAUUCCCUGCCAGACCUUUCCUGCCUGUCACCGUAAUGGAGAUUUCACUAGUGGUUACCUUCUGGGCCGCUCAGCAUCCACCUCUGGCGUCCGACAUGCCGUGAUUCACACGCAGAGGCCAUGUAGCCAUUCCCAGGACCCAGCCAGCCUGGCCUUGCAGCACGCACAGCUGCCGGCACCAGGGGUCCCCCAGAGCACCCGGGAGAGGGAUGGGAAGCUGCUGGAGGUCAUUGAGCGCAAGCGGUGCGUCUGUAAAGAGAUCAAAGCACGGCAUCGUCCUGAGCGAAGCCUGUGCAAACAGGAGAGCAUGCCCAUCCUGCCCAGCUGGCGGAGGAACACAGAGAACCGCAAGUCUGGGACGCCGCCCUGCCGCCGCCAGCAGACGGUGCUCUGGGACACGGCCAUAUGACAGUAGGUGGGGGCUGAGCCCCAAGGAACCAGUGCCUUGUGCUGGCCCAGCUGAACACGCCGUCGUUGCGGGGCUGACUGCUGGCAGCAUGGUGCCCUGCCUGUUCGCCCGCCUGCCUGGGACUAACCAGGGACUGCUUGGGCGGAGUGCUCCUUGCUGAGCUGUGACUUUUGGCGGAGGGUGAUGAUGAUACCCUGGAUGAGAGAGAGAGAGAGAGAGAGAGGGAUGCUGGAAAUGCCAGGCAAGACACACACGCCCUGGCAGAGAACCAGCUUGUGCUGCCUCACUCUGAGAAACCCCUGCAUAAGUGGCCACAGCCACAUUCCAGAGGCAGCUGCAUAUCAGAGUCAAGCAAGAUUGCCUGUUUGGAACAGCUGCUCCCACACACCCCAGAGCCAGCUGCAUCUAUGCCAACUGACGGACAUCUAAGACACCAACACUCGCCUUUCUAGGAGGGGGGGGGCAGGUGUAGCCAUGCUGUAGUUGCGUGUGUCAAGCUAAAGAAAGCUGCCUCCUUCUUUGCCAAAAGAUGAUGUGGUUAAAAGUGCCAGGGGCACUUCCAAUCCUUCACACGGUUUUUUUCCUUCCAUCUCUAAAAAUGCCACUUUGGGGGGGGGGGAGGACUGCAACUUCACAUGGGGGACUGAUUGAGGUGCCUAAAAUUUCUCCUGCUCCCUGAACAGUUUGGGAGGAAGGAGGGGGUGGGAGAGUCUGAGUUCCCAAACCUGUGGUGCUGAGUUUUUGGCCAUCUAGUUCCCAGAGAAAGCAAACAAGCAAGCUGCCAUGGUGAGUCAGGAGCAAAGUCUUCAUGUUCCACCCCAAUGCUUGGGUUGGCAUAACCUCUGACUGAGCCAAUAAUAUUUAUCUGGUAGUUUUACACAUUUCUUUGCAGCAGAGGGAAGUUGAAAUUUAAUUUUCAUAUCAAACCUAAACCAUAGAGCUGACUUUUGUCUCUGUACACAGCUGUGGGCUUUCUUGCCUGCUGUCAGUUCUCAGCUCUCUAAAAAGAUAUGAGCCCCAUUUGGUUACAAAAUAAAUAAGCAAAAACAAGCCACUUUCAGCCCAGCACUGAAAUUAUACAAACAUAGUUUUCUAAUCCAUUAGAUCUGAGAAAAGGUGAAAGAAUUUUGGUGGAAAAUGCACUUCUUUAGAACCAGGAAAAAUCAAAUCUAAUGUUUUCCCAUGUAGCAAACAUGUUCAUUUAGCAUCAUUUAAUGUCCUUUUUUUCUUCUUGCUUUCUGCCCCAAAUUUCUCAAUUUCUGGCUAAUUUUUAUUAGUUUGAAAGCUGAUACUUUUGAGAUCCAGCAGGUUUGGCUGAUUUUAUAGACUAAAGGCACAAAAAUGGACCUUGCUCAGCCUUUCAUCUCCCAUUGAUUCUACUUACUUAAAGUCUGCUUAAAGAAUUCCUUUAGGGUAAUUCAGUUUUCCUGCCAAGAGAAGCAAAAUGGAAAAUGUAAGAGUCUGUAGAAGAUUUUACUGGAAAUGGCAUAUUCUUAGGACCUGGCACAGAUUUACACGAUUGUACUAUUACUCUGCCACAAUUCAAAGUAUGCGGUUGAGAAAACAGAGAUGGGGGAACUGCCUUGAUGCAUUUCAUGCUCUCUGGGCGCAUAAGAGGUGAAAAGUCUCCAUUCUCAGUUCAAAUUAGCUCCUUGCCAUGGCAAAAGAUUCUGGUCUUCUCUGGGCACUGGAGGACUCAAGAGCUCGGAGGGCUUUAUUCAUAGCAGGUUAAACACAGGGUAAAGAACAUGAUGUAAACUAGUGCCAGACAUCAUAAUACGCUAAGUGUGACAUGCAUUAAACACUGCAUACUUGGGGAGGGAGGAGGGGAGCAGGGAGAAACAUAUUUAGACAUUGCCCAUUUCCCCCUUCACAGAGCUAGUCAACAGAGUCAACUGUGGGGGAGCCCCAGAAGACCAGCUAGCAUUGACCAGCCUCCCCACUUCAAUUCAUUAAGUAACCCUUUGAAACUCACACUGAUGUAGAUCAUUAACGGCGCAUCCAGACUGCCUGCUUAUUUCCAGGGGGCAUCCAACCACACAGAGGCAAAUUCAAGUUGUACAAUUAUAGCUGACUGGGAGCUCUUGCACAACACACUCACUUCCCCCUCAAAAUGUAGGACUUUUUAUGAUAAGGAAAGCGAGGGAGAAUGCACCGGAAAGUGUGUGAGAUAACACUUGCUUUGAUUCGAUGCCAUCUAACCUCCUGACAAACAAAUCAGGAUGAAUAUUCAUUAAAUGGUUCAUGUAAAUUAAUCUCCCCACAAACAAAUCAGGAUAAACACUGAAUAAACAGGUCAUCUGGAAGCAUCCUAAAUCAGUGUGGGAUUUGUCAAAGCAACAUCAUACUUAUCCCUUUAGCAGUCCACAUUCCCCUCCUGUUGCCUCGCUUGCCCCACUCCCUGUCCACCUGCCCCAUCCUCUCCACAGAUACCAUCUUUUCCUCCUGAUCCUCUAAAUGUCCUCCAUAUCCUUCCUGUUGCCUGGCCUCAACAUAACCUGCCCCAGGUUAUGGCUUCUGUUUCUGCAGUCAGUGUUUUUAUGGCAAACAUCAAGCAGGGAAGUCUAUGGGUAUUCCCAAAAUUACAAUCCCAUCCAUCUACAUAAGCAUUUUUGAUCAGUGUGUUUAAAAUCUCAUCUUUAGCCAACCUAAAAUGGUUGGGGGGGUCUUAGAACUUACUUGCCGCCCUGGCUCCUUCUGGGAGGAAGGGCGGGAUAUAAAUUUAAUAUAUAAAUAAACUUGUUCAUGUCCAUCCCAGCACCAUCGAACACAUCCUUUCUCUCAUGUCUACUUCCAACUAAGUGUGAAUCCAUUUGCCACAAUUUCCUGUUAGCGUCCACAAGACACGGCUGGACCGGUUGAGGCGCUGGCAUGAACUAGCAACUAGGGUUACAAAACCACCGUAAGGCGCGUGGGGGGAGGGGGAGCCCAGUUGAGAGUCCUGGGUUUUAUGUAACCCGAUUUAAUUAUUUCACAAGAUUGUCUAGCGUAGCAAGAUGAUGAAACUGCUUUGCAAAAAUAUUUAUGCUGGGGAUUCAUGGGAGGGUAUUUAUAUAUUAACAAUGAUGGAAAGAAAAUAAAACUGUCAC